This is a messenger RNA of Fimicolochytrium jonesii, 1154 nucleotides long. Its product is annotated as P-loop containing nucleoside triphosphate hydrolase protein. Bases 92 to 1108 code for a protein of 338 amino acids. The record is from RefSeq and is a predicted model, not a curated record. Gene Ontology annotation, biological process: mitochondrial respiratory chain complex I assembly; iron-sulfur cluster assembly. Gene Ontology annotation, cellular component: mitochondrion. NCBI's taxonomy places the organism in Eukaryota, Fungi, Chytridiomycota, Chytridiomycetes, Spizellomycetales, Powellomycetaceae. Gene Ontology annotation, molecular function: ATP binding; 4 iron, 4 sulfur cluster binding; ATP-dependent FeS chaperone activity. The transcript has 5 exons.
CAACUCUUGGAGAAAUCACCCAACGGCCCAAUAAGACCCUACGCCAUCCAGACCUUCCUCUCGGCCACCCCCACCUGAUAACCGGAGGGAAAUGGAAGCACCACUCAGAAGAGGCUGCUUGGGCGUUGGACGGCGGUUCGCAUUGGACACCCUUGCACGGAUAGGGCGGAAUGGCGGGCGGAGUGUGUGCAGUUCGGCGGUGCGGAGGCAUAACAAUCCAUUGAACCUCCCACCACGACCGGCCCCACCACGACAACCCCGGACCCUCCCUGAUCGCCCGCCCCCACCUCCACUGCCACGGAUGGCGCGCGGGCUACCGGUCAAGACACCCAUCGCGGGCGUGAAGCACGUCGUGGCGGUCGCGUCGGGGAAGGGCGGGGUUGGGAAGUCUACCACUGCCGUGAACCUCGCCGCAACCCUAGCGAACCACCAAAACCUGCGCGUCGGCCUCCUCGACGCCGACCUCUUCGGCCCCUCCAUCCCCCUGAUGCUCAACCUACGCGGGCACGAACCCGAGCUGAACGACAAAGGGAUGCUGGUGCCGUUGGUGAAUUACGGGGUGAAGGCGAUGAGUAUGGGUUUCCUAGUACGAGAGGAGGAUGCGGUUGUUUGGAGGGGAUUGAUGGUGAUGAAGGCGUUGGAGCAGCUGCUGAGGCAGGUGGAUUGGGCGGGGACGGAUGUGCUUGUGAUUGAUAUGCCGCCGGGGACGGGGGAUACGCAGUUGACGAUCACGCAGCAGGUUCCGUUGGAUGGUGCGAUCAUCGUAUCAACUCCGCAAGAUAUAUCCCUAGCCGACGCAAAGAAGGGCGUUGCCAUGUUCAACAAAGUCAACGUGCCGAUCCUCGGCAUGGUCCAAAACAUGUCCCACCACAUCUGCACCAACUGCGGUCACACAUCGCACGUCUUCGGGCACGGUGGCGUUAAGCGCACCGCGGCGGAAAUGGGCCUACCGUUACUGGGCGACAUUCCGUUGCAUUCGGACGUGUGCGAGACCUCGGAUGUGGGCACGCCGAUUGUGGUGGCGAGGCCGGACAGUGAGCAUGCGAGGGUUUAUAGGGAGAUGGGGGAGAAGGUUUGGGCAAAGUUAAGUGCUGGGAAGAAAGUUUAGGGCAAAUGCGGGCUGGUAGGUGUGGGUGUAGAUAAGUUCGGGAUAG